GUGUAUAAUCCGUUUAUUGUUUCCUGGUAUCAUACUAUCAUCACAACCAUUGUUUUUGUUCUCAUUAGUUUUUGUUCCUUUCUGUAAGAGCCAAUGGCUACUAGUGGCGAACAUCAGACUCCUGAAAUGGUUAAUUCAUUACUAGGAGACACGAAUGACUUGAUAGACCAGUUAUGUUCCAACGAAGACAUCUGGAAUAUGAUACAGUUACCAGAUAUAUCUGAAGAUUUUUUAAACGUCUACACAAAAUCUCCCAAGGACAUUUCCUGUUUAGCCACGCCCCCUUUGUCACCUCCAGACUCGGAAGACUCUCUACCUUGUUGCCAAGCAACAAAACUAAAGCCCCGAGUGGUUGCUACUAGCAACGGCGGUUUAGUACAAGUUCUUAAAAGCGGAGAAACUGUCCCCAUUAAAGCUUCACUACCUGAAUUAUCUAACGUAUCACCUCCUCCUUCAAAGAGACCACGCCCACUGGACAAUGACGAGCCGAAAGUAUCAAAGAGGGAAUUGCGAUUGAUUAAGAAUAGGGAAUCGGCUAGUUUAUCAAGACAGAAGAAGAAAGAAUAUGUACAGAAUUUGGAGAUUAAGUUAAGAGAAGCAGCUGCCAAGAAUUCGGCAUUACUACAAGAAAACGAAUCACUUCGGAGCACGAUAGUGAAACUGAAAAAAGAAAAUGAAAUGCUAAGGGGCUCUUCAAUGUCUCCUAUGAGUCCACUUAGUUCAGUACCACGUCCAGCCAUAGUUCUAGUAAUUAUAUUCUGUUUCACGCUAUCUUUCUUCCCAUUAUCCUAUUAUUAUACAGGUAUAUCUCCAUUAUCUGAGUCACCUAGUACUUCAUUAGCUCUUCAUACCCCAUCAACUGGACGAGCUUUGAUGUCAUUAUCAAAUAAUAAUAAUAAUUAUCAUAAUAGCAAUAGAAGAAGACUGGAGCUAUUGAGGAAUGAUAUAUUGCUGAGGAGAGGACUAAGACACGGUUCAAUUCAUGAUAAUACAAUAUGUACCUGUCCUCCUGUCUCCGCUCCUUCCUCUACCCACAAAUCUAAGGAACAUAAUUCAACAAGAGCAUUACUUCUUAAUGCCGAAUUGGCCAUUAAUUUUGGUAAAGGUGAAUUGAAUCAGCUAUUAAUUAAUGAUUAUAUUAAUGAUGAUGAUGAUAAUGAUAAAUUGAAGACUGAUGGCUCUUUGAUAAUCGUAUCUGAUUCACAGAUUGACCAAGAUAAUGGUUGUCAGUGUCAUUCGACUACUAACAGAAUAGCAACGAUGUAUAAAAGUUUAAAGAAAUCAAUGACACGGGAUUUAAGUCAUUUUUACCUAAUAUCAUUCAAAGAUCACUUAUUGCUGAAUGCUCCUGCUAGAGUUUCUCAGUCCAAUCCUUUACUGUCUGUUAUCAUACCAGCACAUAAUGGUACUCAUGCUUCUCCUCCUGGCUAUAUGCCCAUGCUACAAUUACAUUGUAAAGUAGUUGAUUCGAGUAUAUUUCAAAUGAGGCUGCCCUGAGCUGAAUCUCAAGCACUACAGGAACUGUUAUUAUUUUUGUAAAUUAAAAUUGUCAUUAUUAAUUAUUAUAAGUAACAUCAUUUUAA
This is a messenger RNA of Amphimedon queenslandica, 1583 nucleotides long. Its product is annotated as cyclic AMP-dependent transcription factor ATF-6 alpha-like. Lineage: Eukaryota; Metazoa; Porifera; Demospongiae; Haplosclerida; Niphatidae. Bases 94 to 1497 code for a protein of 467 amino acids. The record is from RefSeq and is a predicted model, not a curated record. Gene Ontology annotation, biological process: regulation of transcription by RNA polymerase II; endoplasmic reticulum unfolded protein response. Gene Ontology annotation, molecular function: DNA-binding transcription factor activity, RNA polymerase II-specific; RNA polymerase II cis-regulatory region sequence-specific DNA binding. Gene Ontology annotation, cellular component: nucleus. The transcript has 13 exons.